GCCAGGAGACGCACCGCCAUGACGACCCCUGGACUCGCCCGCAGCACCGCGCACGCCGCCGUCGUCGCCGUCCUCGCCCUGGCCUGCCUCGCCCGCGGCCAGGUGUUCCAGCAGCAGGGCUUCCAACGCGGCGCGCAGCGGCUCGGCUCGCCGAGGCAGCAGCAGUCGUUCGGCAGCUUCGCCGAGCCGCAGUUCCAGAGGCAGCAGCAGCCGCAGUUCCAGCAGUUCCAGAGGCAGCCGGAGUUCCAGAGGCAGCAGCAGCAGCAGUUCCAGCAGCCGCUCCAGCAACAACAGUUCCAGCAGUUCCAGCAGGCUAGUGGCUUCAGCUGCCCCGAGCGCAACGGCUACUUCGCCAACUCGCGCCAGUGCGACGCGUACUACAAGUGCGAGAACGGCGUGGCCAAGGAGGAGCUGUGCCCGGACGGGCUGCUGUUCAACGACAAGAACAGCCCCUUCAGCUACCCGUGCAGCUACCCCAACGAGGUGCAGUGCCUGACGCGCUCCGCCGUCCAGCCGGCCCAGCCCACCGAGGACUGCCCCCACCAGUACGGCUACUACGCGCUGGGCGACGCCGCCAACUGCGGCAAGUUCAUGAACUGCGCGGCCGGGCGCGGCUACGUGUUCGACUGCCCCGACGGGCUGGCCUUCAACCCGGAGACCUACCACUGCGACUGGCCCGACCAGGUGGCGUCCUGCGACGCGGAGGCGUUCCUGCAGUUCCGCUGCCCCGAGGAGCCCCUCCUGUUCGGCCAGCGCCCCGCCGAGACCCGCCUCCUGCGCUCCAACACUGACUGCGAGCACUACUUCGCGUGCGUCAACGGCAGGCCCAGGCGGUACAACUGCGGCGAGGGGAACGCCUUCAGCGAGGAGCUCGGCCACUGCGACGUCGCCGAGAACGUGACGGGAUGCGCCCCAGCCUUCCGCAGCGGAAACGACUUCAGGCAGACCCGGUUGUUCUGAUUUGGGCGUGUACACCAGCUCCAACCACCAAUGGACAUCGUUGCCCUACAUGAUAAUACAAACUGUGAUUAGUUAUCGAUAUAUCGUUAAGUGUAAAUUUUAAGUGAUCUGUAUUGUAAGAAAGUAUAUUUUAAUUCAAACAA
Thrips palmi is the source of this 1103-nucleotide messenger RNA. RefSeq names its product protein obstructor-E. Gene Ontology annotation, molecular function: chitin binding. Gene Ontology annotation, cellular component: extracellular region. Lineage: Eukaryota; Metazoa; Arthropoda; Insecta; Thysanoptera; Thripidae. The record is from RefSeq and is a predicted model, not a curated record. The transcript has 5 exons. The coding region runs from base 19 to 960 and encodes 313 amino acids.